Aureobasidium subglaciale EXF-2481 is the source of this 3309-nucleotide messenger RNA. RefSeq lists its product as uncharacterized. Gene Ontology annotation, molecular function: protein binding. The record is from RefSeq and is a predicted model, not a curated record. Bases 1 to 3309 code for a protein of 1102 amino acids. Lineage: Eukaryota; Fungi; Ascomycota; Dothideomycetes; Dothideales; Saccotheciaceae. The transcript has 3 exons.
AUGAGUGUGUCAGAAAGCGACAAGGCUCAACGCUACAUCGCCAGCCUCAAUGCCGCCCGUCUGAACGGCACCUGGGCCGAUGUGCCCGAGCUGGUGCGCAAGGUCGACAAACACGCGCCGCAUCGCAAAUGCCUGACUCUGGCUGCCGCCGCAGAGGUUCAGACCGCGACUUCGUCUAAUCGCCGUCCGGGGACACAAACAUCAGCUGCUUCACACACUAGUCUCCUCGAUCAGACCCCCAAGCUCGUCCAGGCCGUCGAGAGCGAACGCACCCUACUUGAAGAUGCCUUCCAAGCAAAUGUCGCCCUUCAUGAGAUUUACUUCCUUCGCGCCGAGUGGUCCGCAGUACUUGGUGGUCUCGAAGACGACGCGGGGUCGAUAGUUGCUCCUUUCGCAAACUCGCCUUCAGAUCUCAAACCAAACACCCGUCUGGCCUUGAUCAAGAGCUGCUACUUCUUGGGUGUCGCCAAGGAACAGAACGUCUCGCUGGAUAGUGCUCUACUUGUAUACAGCCAAGCUCUGCCAGCAAUCGAUCAGGCUCCCGUGAAUCUGGCUGCCUACCUGGAAUACCGCACAUGGGCUGCUCGUUUGCUUGGUCGUAUUUGUUCCCUUCAGUCGGAGCAAGGCCACACUUCGACUCUCGCCAAUGCAAAUGCUGCUUUGAUCUCGUACAGAGCGUGGGCCCGUAUCUGGACUGGCGACACGCCAUCCAGGACCACCGCCCCCAGCUACUCUCUCGGUCCUCACGAUGUCUCUAAUAAGGACGUUUGGGCCUUGUAUUACAACUUUCUCUCAUUCGUUCUUGCUUCAGACCUGAUCUAUACCUCUUCGAACGAGUCACCCUUGACUAUUCCUGAUUCGGAAUACCUUUCCAGCGACCUGGCCAAGGCGAGACUGCGACAAAGAACUGAGCUGAAACAGGUCGAAUCUGCCUACGAAAGCUUACUGUUGUACAAGACCAAGUUCCCUCAAGCAAGUCAGUCUAAUCAGGAAGUCGAACUUUGGGCGAACUCGGUCAUCUCAAACUGGUCAAUUCUGUGCGGUCCGAAAUGGCGAGAAAUCGAUCUGGGCGAAGGUGGCAAGGCCGCUGUCGGUCGCAGUACUCUGGACAUCCUCUAUCGUGCCGCAACAAAAACCUUUCACUCUACGAUAAUCCUGCGCCACCUCUUCGUGGUCCACGCUUCCCUGGCAGAAUUCGAUCUUGCAGUCAAGGCUUUCGACUCGUACACCGAUAUUACCAGCAGGGCAAAGUCGAGAGCCGAGAAGACCGGCCACAACGAACCAGGGCUGGAUAGUGAUGAUCUUGUUGUUUUGACUGCCGCUCAGGCUAUUGGCGUAUUGUGCAGAUAUGGCUCACAAGCAGAGGGCGAAAAGGCUAUCGAUGUUGCCAAGAAACUCUCCGAUUGGCUUAAACAACCUCGUCCAACUUCUUCCAUGACCGUCGCUAGGAAAGACGAAGAUGGCCGUCAACCAGAUAAGGCUGCUACUGACGCUGAGGCUGCUACAGGUGCCCUACUCUCAACUGAGUCUUCUGUAGCUGCCUAUCGUGCUAUUGGUGAAAGCCAAGCAAACUUUGCCAGACUCACUCACGACCCAUCACAACGGGCAGAGUUCAGAGAGAAGGCCAUCAAGUCUCUGCGAAAAGCUGCAGAGUUGUCACCUGGUGGUAAUCUGGAUCCGGAGACUGCUCUCCUGCUGGGUACAGUCCUCGCUGAAAAUCGUCAACUAUUGCCUGCAACGCAAAUCGUCAAGUUCGCUCUGGCGUCCUCAGCAAAAGAGGACGACAAUAGAAGUGUCGCUGACAUGUCGCACAUGAUUCCUCUAUACCAUCUCAUGGCGCUCUUACUGACUGCUCGAGGCGACUACGACCAUGCUGUAGAAUUCUGUGAUGUCGCCUUCGAGCAGUUCGGCGGAGCAGACAUAAUGUUCGGUGAAACUGAGGGCGAUGUCCUAAUCCAACGUAUGGAAGACUCCGAGAAGGAAGGCCUACUGCAGCUUCGCCUAACACAAUUGGCUCUUACUGAGAUGUUGGACGAUCCAGAGACUGCAGCCGACGCGGGAUCUCAAGUGCUCGCACUUUACCACAAACUUUUUGGUAAAUCGGGCAGUAGCGUGGCAGCUCCCCUGGAAGAUACCAUUGUCCCUUCCGCGGCAUCUUUUGUCGCACCGUCACUCAAGACACAAGGCACUUUCAAGAGCGUCAGUGGUAGUAUACUGAGAAGGAACAAAUCAACACGAAGAGGGGCAGAAGGACCAACGCGAGACAACGGCGUUCCUCCAGUUCCGACUGUGAACAAUGAUAUCUCUAUGACGGCGAACACAACAAAUACGACUAAUGGUGAAGACGUCUUGCACGAGAAGCAUCGUCACAAGUUGCAUUUACCCCACCACCCUCUCAAACAUCUUCACCAUCAUAAUCAUGGGGCGGAUCCCGAAAAGAGUGCUUUGGCUCAGGAGCAAGCCCCAGCUGUGCCGCAAAAAGACACUUCUGAUCAGAGUCAGCAACUACCUGCGGCAUCACAUCACGCAGAACAGCGCUCGUUGCAAGAUAAACGUCUCCCAACACCCAUUACCCUGUUUUCCUCCGCAGCACCCCGUCCCCGCUAUCCUCAUACAAAAAAAAGGCAGCAUACAACGUCUUUACUCAUCGAGGUCUGGCUUCAAAUUGCAGGACAAUAUACCCGCGGAGAAUUCUUCGAAGAUGCAGAAGGUGCGAUUCACGAAGCUCAAAAGCUUGCAGAAGAAUUCCAACUGGCUGUCGCACGAGAAGAUUCAUCCGCUCACGCAUUCAACGAAAGAGGUUGGGGAGGGGGUCUCAGUGCGAACAGAUUGUGGGCUGACGUCUGGGCUGAGCGCGGAUCUUUGUCCGCAGCAAAAAAUUACCCCCACGAAGCUCUCGCCGCCUACGAAAGAGCAUUGUCCCACUACCCUGACCACCCUGCCGCAAUCGUCGGCAUCAGCACAAUUCUCCUUGACAUCUACGCCGAAGUCAUUCCCGCCGAGAUACCCCUCUCAAACUCCAUCACGACUCCCGUAACUCCCACACCCGCAAAAACACUCCCCACAGACCCUACACCCUCUGUAGCGCUACAGACUAGAUUAGCAGCCAGAGAUCGAGCCUACUUCUUACUUACAUCGUUGACGAAGACUGGCGAGGGCUGGGAUGAUAGUGAGGCUUGGAGUCUACUCGCUCGAGCCCACGAGGCUAGUGGACAGGUUGAGAGAGCGAGGGAAGCCUUGUGGUUCUUGGUUGAGCUUGAGGAUGGAAGACCGUUAAGGCCUUGGAAUGUCGUUAGUAGUGCGCUUUAG